This is a messenger RNA of Momordica charantia (bitter melon), 1478 nucleotides long. RefSeq lists its product as uncharacterized. The record is from RefSeq and is a predicted model, not a curated record. Gene Ontology annotation, molecular function: protein binding. NCBI's taxonomy places the organism in Eukaryota, Viridiplantae, Streptophyta, Magnoliopsida, Cucurbitales, Cucurbitaceae.
CCACCUCAAGUAUGUCGGCGGCGAGACUCGCGUCAUCGCUAUUCCGCGCGAUAUCAAAUUUUCAGAUCUAUUGAAGAAACUGACUGCUCUAUUUGAUGGAGACAUGGUUCUAAAGUAUCAGUUGGUUCCUGAGGACCUUGAUGUUUUGGUGUCUGUGAGGUCUGAUGAGGAUUUAAAGCAUAUGCUUGAUGAAUAUGAUCGUCUCGAAAGCGAAGGAACGCCUAAACUUCGGUGUUUCUUAUUUCCUUCAAACCCCAUUGUUGUUGAGACGCAACCAUUCUCAACAGAGCCUCAAGCGAUUGAGCAACGUUAUCUCGAAGCAAUUAAUGGCAUCGUACGCUCCAGCUCCACCGCCAGCUCAAGACUCUCCCCUACCCGUGCUAACAGUAACCGCCCUACAUUCAGCAUUUCCUCUGCCUGCUCAUCCCCAAAAUCAUCUUCUCCAGAUGGUCAUACUGCUGAAUCAAUGGCUCAAGAAACAUUCUCUUGGAAUAGCAUCAAACCUAGCCUCCCUCCUAUGCAUAAGGUCCAUAGCUCUCCUAGCCUUUGCAGCAUCAACAACGUCCAACCUCCCGCCACCGUCUUUCCCGGUAGCAAACAUCACAUUCAGCAGCGUCAUUACCACUAUCAACAAAACCAGAUGCAGCAGCAUCACAAUGGCUACCAGUCUCAAAGACUUCCACCAGACUUUAACAGAAGUAAUGCCCCCGAAAGAGUUCCGAUGACCCUUUCGCCAUCGCCACCUAUGGGUAGAGUUGACGUUGGAAGGAGUCCAAUGGGUCCUAAUGUUAGCCACCAUUCAUCUGGUAGACAGCAGAGAGGAAUUGGAGUCUGGAACAAAUAUGGAUACUCUGAUGAGUUUGCAGUGAAUGGUUGUGGUAGGAUCGAUAGAACAGAGAGUAAUCAAUGGAGCUCGAGAAAGACGGUCUGGGAGUAACGAAACAAAUACGGUUGGUUAGUCUGUAGAUAAUUGGAAAGAAAAGAUGGUGAGUAUAGCCCUCUUUUGUUUGUGCUAUAUUAUGCUUGAUAAUCAUAUUCUUUUAUUCAUUGUCUUGCUUUGGUUGUGAACUAAAUUUCCCUAUGAAGGAAAUACUUGUAUAGAUGUGUAUAGGUUUAAAUUUCAUGUGCGGCUUGUGAUAUUUUUAGUUUAAUACUUGUAAAUGAAAGUUUCCAUGUGCAUAAUCUUGUUAUGCCCAACUGCUGAGAUUAUACAGAAUGUUGAUACAAUUAAGGAUUCGAAAGAUUGCAUAGCAUCAGAUUAUUACUUUUCAAAGAUGUAAGUUAGCUUUAAGGCCAUCCAAGUUGAAAAUUAGAUUGAAUCUUGAAGGCUACAACCAUUUUGCCCAUUUUUUGUAGCUUAAAUCAGAUCUGAAUGUUUAGUCUAUAGAAGAUCAAUGCAUCAAUUUCUUGUACAGGUUUAGAGAAUGUUCCUUUCCUCUCGCGUUUCCGCUCGAGUUUCUAGAGGCAAGAUGGUUAUA